AUGCGUUUCUUCAUUGGCCUUAACUUUGUACUUGUGGCCGCCUGUCUGGCCCGAUCCCAGGCACAAGAUGCUUUGAAACUGAACCCUCGUGGAGAAAUCCAAGCUCGCGCCGACGCUCCUCCAACCACUCCAGCAAAAUCAACCGAUACCCCCGCAAAGCCAACCACUCCAGCAAAAUCGACCGAUACCCCCGCAAAACCAACCACUGGACCUAAUACAUCUCAAUUACCAGCUAGCAAAGAUUCCAAAUUAUGCGCUAUGAUUGUGAAGCAAAUGAAGGAAUCUGAAGCCAAGAACAAGAAUGCCGGUCAGCCUGCACCCAAGACAGGAGCAACAACAACCCCCUCUGGUACAUCUCCGAGUCCUAAACCUUCAGCUUCUGGAGUCGCGCGUCGCUCAAAGCUCACAAAAAGAGCUGAUAUUCGCAACUUAAACCGCCGUGAGGCAGCGAGCACCAAGGACGCACCAGCUUCAACCUCUACAGAUUCCAAUUCAUGCAAAGAAAUGGAAACCAUGAUCAAGGCCGCAAGAGCAAAGAUGCAAGCAGACUUGAAACAGGCAAUGCCAGCACCCAAGCAAGACGGUGCCAAGAAAGAAUCUACGCCCAAAUCAAGUUCUACUGAUCCUACCCCCAAGACGAGCCCUACUGAUGGCAAACCCAAGACAAGCCCGACUGAUGCUAAACCUAAAACAGGACCUACUGACUCACUCCCCAAAACUGGCUCUACUGAUCCUACCCCCAAGACGAGCGCUACUGAUGGCAAACCCAAGACGAGCCCUACGGAUGCUAAACCUAAAACAGGACCUACUGACUCACUCCCCAAAACUGGCUCUACUGAUCCUACCCCCAAGACGAGCCCGACUGAUGGCAAACCCAAAACAGGCCCUACUGACUCACUCCCCAAAACUGGCUCUACUGAUCCUACCCCCAAAACUGGCUCUACUGAUCCUACCCCCAAGACGAGCCCGACUGAUGGCAAACCCAAAACAGGACCUACUGACUCACUCCCCAAAACUGGCUCUACUGAUCCUACCCCCAAGACGAGCCCGACUGAUGCUAAACCUAAAACAGGACCUACCGACUCACUCCCCAAAACUGGCUCUACUGAUCCUACCCCCAAGACAAGCCCUACUGACGCAAAACCCGACAAAAGCGCUCCUGAUGCUAAACCCAAAACAGGACCUACUGACCCACUUCCCAAAACUGGAUCCACUGAUGCUAAACCAAGCAAAAGCUCAACUGAUACUAAACCCACUACAGGAACUACUGAUGCUAUCCCAAAAACUGGCUCCACUGAUGCUUAA
Messenger RNA from Melampsora larici-populina 98AG31, 1305 nucleotides. RefSeq lists its product as uncharacterized. Lineage: Eukaryota; Fungi; Basidiomycota; Pucciniomycetes; Pucciniales; Melampsoraceae. The record is from RefSeq and is a predicted model, not a curated record. The coding region runs from base 1 to 1305 and encodes 434 amino acids. The transcript is spliced from 2 exons.